AUGUGCUGUGGAUUCUAUCUGCAUAUUUGUCAGCUGGUCUUUGAUCCAGCCUAUCACACUGUCUUAUUCCAUCGAUUCUGCCUCUUCUCCUCCCUCGUGCCCCUUUCAGCCCUCCUGGAGUCCCCAGGGCCACUCGGCCUCCAUGGAGAGCAGGGAGAGGGAUGCGGGACCCUCGCCCAGGAGAUUUGCCUCAAUAAUGGGAACGUGACGAAGGAUCCCGUGCCUGCACUGGGUUUUCAUGAUGUCUCAACUCUCACAGACCUGUGCUCCAGUGUGGAUCUACCAGAGGUGGAGAUUGUCAGUUUGCUGACUGAAGAAUUACCCAAAUACACUCUGCGGGCAGACCAUGUGUUUGGGUACGAGCAUGAUGACUGGCUGCACACACCUCUGCUGCCACCAGAGGCCGCUCUGGGACUCACACACGAGCAGACCGACGAAACACUCAAGUACUUCUUGCUGUGUUCAGAGAGAGUUGGUCAAAUCACAAAGGCAUAUCAUGACAUUGAGGCGGUUACACAUCUGCUGGAAGAGAAAGAGCGAGAUCUGGAAUUGGCAGCCCGGAUUGGCCAGUCGUUGCUAAAGAAGAAUAAAACCCUGACUGAACACAACAAACUACUGGAUGAACAGCUGGAGAGUACCAAGGAAGAGAUUGCCCAGCUGCGCCAUGAGCUCUCCAUGAGAGAUGAUCUCCUGCACUUUUAUGCCAGCACUGAAGAUAUAGAGCACGCCACAGAAACACUGCUUAUAAGGAACGAUUCGUCGUCAUCUCUCAGCAACUACAUCAAUUAUGACUUCCUGCAGCAGAAACUGAAAGGUCUGGAAGAGGAGAACUUCAAGCUGCGCACAGAGGCAGAUGAAUUAACAUUCGAGACCAGCAAUUAUGAAGAACAAGAGCAAAGGCUGAUGAUGGUGUGCGUGGAUGAACUCACGUCAGCGAAUAAGCAGGUCGUGUCUCUGUCAGAGGAAUUGGCGCGUAAGGUGGAAGAUUCCUUAAGACAACAAGAGGAGAUUAGUGCUCUACUGGGACAGAUUGUUGAUCUGGAGCAGCGCUACAAAGUGCUCAGCACAGAGAACGAGGAGUUAACGCAACAUCUGAAUGCCUCUCGUGAGUCUCAGUCGCAGCUUAAAACAGAGCUGAAGGAACUGCAGGAGAGAUACUCGGAGUGUGAAGACAUGCUUCACGAGGCCAGAGAGGACAUUAAAAACCUGCGCAAUAAGAGUCUGCCUAACAGCACAGUGCAGAGGUACAGCACACUGGCAGCUGUCUUUCCAAUGGAUUCACUUGCUGCUGAGAUUGAAGGAACCUUCCGGAAAGGCCUAGACAGUCCAGCACCUACUGAGUACAAGACUCAUCCUCUGCGGGUGUUUGAGACUGUGAAGGUGGCCAAUCAGGUGUCUCGACUGCGCUCUCAGAAUCCCUCUCCUCAGCUUCCAGGUUCAAGCCCUACAUCAUUACGCUCCAGUCGAAUCAGCACACCACGGACCAGCUAUAAUGAACCAGACAACAUAAGCAUCAUCAUGGAGGAUAAAAACUCCCCUCCUACACACUCGCAGGAUCAUGGGUUGUUGGAGUCCAAGCGUUUGGGUCAGCCUGGUACUCCUGGUGGACAGGAUCUAGAAGAAGCGCUGCGGUCUCUCUCGGAGCGUCAGGAAAGCCACACAUCUGAGCGUCCGUUCUUCGAGGUGGAAAGGGAACGAAAGCUCCGCGCUCUGCUCAGCGGAAGCAGCGGCAGCGAUGGUGGAUCCAGCGGCUUCCUCACACCUAAUAGCAGCACGGCGUCUACUGGAACAAACUACUCUGGCACCUCCACACAUUCCUCUGGCACAGGAUCCUCUCGCUCACAUCUGCCCGAACGACUCCAGAUUGUCAAACCACUGGAGGGCUCAGCGACUCUGCACCAGUGGCAGCAGCUUGCAAAGCCCAAUCUGGGGGGAAUCCUUCUCCCACGACCGGGGGUCCUCACCAAAGACUUCAGAGAGCUGGAUGUGGACUUACAGCAGGUCUACAGCCUCAAUGACCUAGAAGAGGACGAGCCUGAUCUGUCCCAAUUCCCUAACCUCAGGCACGGCACUGUUGUCACUUCAUCUGGACCCAACAUCCCUCAACCUCCCCCCACACACCCGAGCACUAGCUGUCAGAUCCUCCAUCCCUCCACCCUCCUCUCCUCCUUCUCCACCAGCGUUCGGGCCCGCAGUGUGUCCGCUUGUGGGAGCUGUGAGUACAUAAGGACACCAUCAGCAUCCACAUCACACCUCUAUCAACCCCCCACCCUCGGCCUGCUCCAACUGGUGUCAGAACACGGCAUUUCAGCCACAACAAACCCCAGCUCCACCUCUCCUCUCCAUCGGGAAAAACAACAGGGCUUUAAUGGGAGCGAACAUAUGGGGAACAUUUUUAGUGUCAAUCUAGUGGAAAAGCUCAGAAGCUUGGGCCUUUACAAAGUAGUCGCAAGAGGAUUGGUGGAUUCUGUCCGAAAAGAAAGAGCAGACCCGCAUAACAGUCCCCCGUGAGACAAUUAAAGGAGCCAUUUUGUGCAUCGUUUUGCCGUGCAGCUAAACUUUCCGAAAGCCAUAUCAGUUCGGUGACUUAUCAAGUAGGUGGAGAAUUCCUGUCGAAUGAAUGUGGCACUGGGAACUCAAAGCAUGGAAUUCAUUACAAAGUCAAACACACAUUUUUUUUCCAUCAUAGGGUGUUCUAAACACUGCCCAGAAGACAAUAGCUGUAUAUUUGUUCACUUUUAACAUCUUUUGUUGAAACUUUGUCACCAUCAGUCUUGAAAUCACUGUUUUUUUUUAUUGUAAUGAAGUUAUUUUGUUGCAACACCACAGGAAAAUGCACUAUGUGGCCUCUGUUUUUGCUUUCUGCCGACCAAGCAUCGAUGUUAGUAGUGCGUUCCGCUUCGUGACAAACACUUUGUUCAUAAUAGCACUUUUCGGGGCAUUAAAAUCCCUUUUUCUAAUAAAUGCAGAGUACAUUAUGUGAGGUUAUGUACUGUACCUGCAGUUUAAACACUGUAAAAAUGAGCUGUAUUUAUGGUGACUGCUGGUGGACAUUAUACAGACUUGUUGAGCGAAUAGAAGUUAUGCUGUGCUUUAUUUUCACUGUGCUUUAAUUCAAGAACUCAUUUGAUGGUACACCGUGCACAUACACCUAUAUGUACUGCAUGUUGUGCAAUUUCAAUGUCACAGACACCAUUUCACCUAAUUGUAAAGAGCGUAACAUGUGAUUGUGUUCUGGCAGAAUCAGGGAUGCCGUAAUGAAGUUAAUGUUGUGGUUUUGCUUUUAUUAAACUGUACACAAUUGGAUACAGGAACUAUUUGUUGCAUUUUCCAUUGAACUCAACAUGCUUUUUCACUAUCUUGUGUUCGUUUGUGUCUGUCAACCAAGUGAACAGAAAUAUGAUCAUAUUUUUUUUUGUAUGUGGAGAAAGCCUUGUAUGCGUUGGAGAUCUUCAGAGCGGCGUGAUGAAGUGUGCUAGUUCCUGGUCUACAGUUCUCAUGGUCUUAGUUUUCAUGUUUUCCCAAGUAAUAUACUGUAAAUGAAAUAUUCCACUCAGUACAAGACACAAUGCCUGGUCACCACUUUUGUAGAAUAUGUAUGAGUUGUGUAAAAAAAGGUAAUGUAAAGAAUUAUGUAAAAAAUUGUUAAUUUAAAUGAAGGUGAGGUCGAGAAAAAGUUGUAUUUUUACAUUAGAACAAAGUUAAGACACUGUUUAGGCUCACAAUAAAUUGAAGCCUCAGAAUUCACUGUAUCACACCUUUUUGGGCACUGAUAUUGUGUUACAUGGCAAUAAAAAACCGAAGUGUAUU
Molecule: messenger RNA, 3810 nt
Organism: Danio rerio (zebrafish)
Lineage: Eukaryota; Metazoa; Chordata; Actinopteri; Cypriniformes; Danionidae
Source: RefSeq, a predicted model, not a curated record